ACUUGGGUGAGAUGGGAGCGCGCUCAGCCGCUCCAUCACGGCCCACCAAACGCGACCAAUCUGCCAGAGAAAUACAACAAUACCACACACACACACACUCGGGGUAAGAAAAUGGAGCGAGUAACCGAACGAUCCACUCCCACCGGAUCGCCGCCUCGUUUUGUACACGGCUCCGAUGAUGUGUUCGCCUGCCUUGCCUCCUUGUGAUCCGUUCUCCGUUCGCUCUGCCGGUACAAAGGAACAACAGCACCUGAGAUUGCAGCCCAGUGGUCGGGCAAGAGUGAUCGGACUAGUCGGUGCCACUGAAUCCGGACCUACCGACACACACCGUCUGCAAACCGAGAGGUUUCUGUUUUCCUUUUUUUUUUUUUUUCUUUUUUCUUUUUUUGGACAUUUUCUUUCUGCGUUCGUUUCGAGCUGAUACUGGACAUAGACAAAGAUUUGUAUCAGUUCCUCUCAAAGUGACCUAUGCUGGAAUAAUGUAUGAGAAAAAAGAUGAGCUGUCUUUUCUCCUCCAGCAUGUCUCCUUCUCCUUCAUCCGGUCCUCCUCAUGAACAGCCACUGUGUUGUCCGCAAAAGGAUGUGUUGCCCACGACAAGUGUCAUCAAUUUGCGUUGGUGAGCAGGUCAUCUAAAGGCCUGUUGAAAACACUUGAACUCCAGGUGAGCUGCUGUUGUUCGGAAAAAUUGUGUUGGAUUGGACAAAUAAACCACGAUAUGGUAGAGCCGGUGGGAUUCAUCGAGGCGUGGAAGGCUCAAUUCCCAGAAUCGGAGCCCCCCAAGAUGGAGCUGAGGUCUGUGGGAGGUAUCGAACACGAGCUGGAGAGAUGCAAAGCGUCCAUCAGGAGACUGGAGCAGGAAGUGAACAAGGAACGCUUUCGCAUGAUCUACCUGCAGACCCUCCUGGCCAAGGAGAGGAAGAGCUACGACAAGCAGCGCUGGGGCUUUAGGAAAACGCCUCUCAAUGAGGGGGUGGACCCCGCUGCCUCUCAGGGGGCAGAGUCUCAGCAGCCACACAUGCAAGAGACCGGUGGGGUGGGUUGUGGCGGUGGGUACGGCCCCGCUCCUAUUGUGGACAGAAGCCGCUACCAGUCUCAUGGAGACGGAACAGGCAGAUCCAAACCGAGACCCCCACCGGCGAAGAAGUCCGCCUCCCACGGAGACGGGCUGGAGUCGGCCUUCGAGGCCCCCCAACAGGCUGAGUCGACAUCCUGCGACAAUCUGGACGGCCUCUCGCCCUCCAAGCAGCGAGGGGGCGUCGCCGCGUCGCCCCGAAGGCCGGUGCUUCCACCCCCGGACAAGGAGCUGCCCUGUGACCCUAAAGACAAGCUCGGGAUGGGCCUCGGCGUGGCCGCCCUAAGGUCCAACUUCGAGAGGAUCAAGCGUGCCAACUCUCACACAGUUGGCGACAAAGGUCAAGAAAAGCAGCCGCCACUGCCGCCGCCACCUUUCUACACAAACAUGGAGUUCCACCACGACAGGGGGCUGGUUCGGGUCAACGACCGCGAAGUCUCGGACAAAAUCAGCUCCCUGGGGAGCCAGGCCAUGCAGAUGGAGCGGAAAAGAUCCCUGCACUCGCUUCCUGGUAACCUGGCAACCGUGGCAGGGGAGCUGCGCGCCAGACCGGUGUAUAGGGGUCGGUCCACCGAAAGCACCUGUGGCUAUGAUGCCGAAUACGAAGACGGGGAGACCAAUCAAAGACAUCAACGAUCCAACGGUGGUAAGCCCCCACCUCCGCCUUGGCAACCUUCUGAUUUCCAGGCCUACUCCAGUGUCUAUGUCGGUGGAGUGAUGAUGGGUGAAGGUGGGGGCGGUGACGGGCGGGGCGGUGUCCAAAUGAGAGACCACGGCGGAGGCGACGACCACCUCCUGACGUGGCCCCGUCGCUCUUACUCCCCGGGGAGCUUCGAGGACGUCGGCGGGGGUGGCGGCUACACGCCGGACUGCAGCUCCAACGAGAACCUGACGUCCAGCGAGGAGGACUUUUCGUCGGGCCAGUCCAGCCACGUCUCGCCCAGCCCCACCACGGCCUUCCGGCGCCCCUUCCGGGAGAAGAGCCGCUCGCCGUCGCAGAACUCCCAGAACUCCCAGCACUCUUUCGACAGCAGCAGCCCCCCGACGCCGCAGUCGCAGAAGCGCCACCAUCGGCAGCAGGGGGGUCACGUGGUCAUGUCGGAGGCGACCAUUGUCAGUGUUCGCAAGACGGGUCAAAUCUGGCCACCUGCCGUACAUCACGGAAGAACAUCGCAUGACAACAGUUUCCAUGGAGACCACCUCGAUGGCCAUUACACCGGGACUCCGCCGUCUUACGGCUAUGACGCCGACCGUGCGGAAGAGCAGCGGAGGCACCACGACAUCCUGCCGUACAUUGACGACUCACCUUCUUCCUCACCUCACCUGAGCUCCAAGAGCCGAAGCAGUCGGGACACCCUGUCCUCGGGAUCGCUGGAGUCCUCCAAGUCGACGGAAUGUGACCUGGAAAAAGGUUUGGAAAUGAGGAAGUGGGUCCUGUCUGGGAUUUUGGCCAGCGAAGAAACAUACCUCAGUCACCUGGAGGCACUGCUACUGCCCAUGAAGCCUUUGAAAGCGGCGGCCACCACGUCGCAGCCUGUGCUCUCCGUGUCCCAGAUCGAAACCAUCUUCUUCAAAGUGCCUGAGCUCUACGAGAUCCACAAGGAGUUUUACGAUGGACUCCUGCCCCGUGUCCAGCAAUGGAGCCACCACCAGAGAGUUGGGGAUCUCUUCCAAAAAUUGGCCAGCCAGUUAGGAGUUUACAGGGCGUUCGUGGACAACUACGAGCUGGCGGUGGAGACGGCCGAGAAGUGCUGCCAGGCCAACACGCAGUUUGCCGAAAUCUCAGAGAACUUGAAGGUGAGAAGCCCCAAGGACUGCAAGGAGCCGACAGCCAAGAACUCGCUCGAGGCUUUGCUUUACAAACCAGUGGACAGAGUGACACGUAGCACGCUGGUGCUUCAUGACUUGCUCAAACACACUCCCACAAGCCACCCAGAUCACCCGCUUCUACAGGACGCGCUGCGCAUCUCCCAGAAUUUCCUCUCGAGCAUCAACGAAGAGUCCACGCCCCGACGUCAGCUGAUGACGGUCAAGAAAGGAGAGAAUCGCCAGCUGCUGAAGGACAGCUUCAUGGUAGAGCUGGUGGAGGGCGCUAGGAAACUGCGACACGUCUUCCUGUUCACCGACCUGCUGCUCUGCGCCAAACUGAAAAAACAAAUUGCGGGUAAAAACCAACAGUAUGACAGCAAGUGGUACAUCCCAUUGAGUGAGCUCACCUUCCAGGGCCCAGAGGAGGCCGAACCCCUCACUGUCCCACAGGUGCCAGAUGAAGAGCUGGAUGCCAUGAAGGUGAAGAUCUCACACCUGCGCAGUGAGAUCCAAAGAGAAAAGAGAGCCAACAAAGGUUCGAAGGUCAUUGACCGCCUCAGGAAGAAGCUGUCCGAACAGGAGUCGCUGCUGCUUUUAACCUCCCCUAGCAUGCACCUCAGAGUCUACAACAAGAGUGGCAAGAGCUACAGCUUCCUCAUUUCAUCCGACUAUGAACGUGCUGAGUGGAAGGAGCUCAUCAAAGAGCAACAGAAGAAAUGUUUCAAAGCCGCUUCCUUAACUUCAAUGGAGCUCCAAAUGUUGACCAACUCGUGUGUCAAGCUCCAAACGGUCCAUCACAUCCCACUUAGUAUUAAUAAAGAAGAGGAUGAAGCCCCGGGUCUCUGCGGGUUCCUGAAUGUAAUCGUCCACUCUGCCUCCGGCCUCAAACAGAGCUUGAAUCUCUAUUGCACAUUGGAGGUGGACUCUUUCGGCUUCUUUUCAAAUAAAGCCAAGACGAGAGUGUAUCGAUACACCACUGAACCCAAAUGGAACGAGGAGUUUGAGAUCGAGCUGGAGGGUUCGCAGACCCUGCGGCUGCUCUGCUACGAGAAGUGCUACAAUAAGAGCAAGCAGAACAAAGAGGACAGCGAGAGCAUGGACCGCAUCAUGGGGAAAGGACAGAUCCCGCUGGAGCCGCAGACUCUCCAAGGAAAAGACUGGCAAAGAACUGUCAUUCCCAUGAACGGGAUUGAGGUCAAACUGUCCAUGAAGUUCACCAGCCGUGAGUUCAGCCUGAAGAGAAUGCCCUCGCGGAAACCCAUGGGUGUGUUCGGAGUCAAGAUCUCCACCGUGACAAAACGAGAGCGUUCCAAGGUGCCCUACAUAGUCCGGCAGUGCCUGGAGGAGAUUGAGAGGAGGGGAAUGGAGGAGGUGGGCAUCUAUCGAGUAUCCGGGGUGGCCACUGACAUUCAGGCCCUCAAGACGGCCUUCGACACCAAUCACAAAGACGUCUCGGUGAUGAUGAGCGAGAUGGACGUCAACGCAAUCGCCGGGACCUUGAAGCUGUACUUCCGAGAGCUCCCAGAGCCGCUAUUCACCGAUGAGCUCUACCCCAAUUUUGCAGGAGGCAUCACUCUGUCUGAUAGCGUGGCCAAGGAGAGCUGCAUGUUGAACUUACUGCUGUCACUACCGGAACCCAACUUGGUCACCUUCCUUUUCCUCUUGGACCACCUGAAGAGGGUGGCAGAGAAGGAAAGCGUCAACAAGAUGUCCCUCCACAACCUGGCCACCGUGUUUGGGCCGACUCUGUUGAGGCCCGCCGAAAAGGACAGUAAGAUCCCGACGAAUCCCACGCAGCCCAUCAGCAUGGGGGACAGCUGGUCCCUGGAGGUUAUGGCACAGGUCCAAGUGCUGCUGUAUUUCCUCCAGCUGGAGACGAUCCCCACUCCGGACAGUAAACGACAGAGCAUCCUCUUCUCCACGGAGGUAUAGAGACAACUCUGUUUACCUCACACCUUGACCGCGAUGGCUUGACGAACUGAAGGACCUCGGCUCAAACCCAGCCUUGCUGUAGUAUGUUUUUGAAUUGACUUCAUUUCGUGAGGCUCACGUACCCGAGAAGGAUUUUUUUCCCCCCAACCACAAGAGGAUGCCAUUGAGCCUCCAAACCUGAGUCUCUGUGUGUCCAUACAUUCUGGGGAAUCCCAUUAUCUUCCAUCUACAUUCCUCUUGUUUUGCUCCAUAUUAGUCACAGAAGAACUAAAAGGCUCUUCCUGCUUGGAAUUGUGUGCGUUUUUGUCUUUUGGGCCUCAAUUGUCGGACCAUGGUCAAGUCAAGACCUCGACAAAAUGUGUCUGUCCAUCACAAAUGUUUCAUCCCAGCACAUUUUCCCAAAGGGAUGACAGGAAUUGGACAGUUAAACAGGACUAUGUAGUUUUCCUGCUCCAUGCCAAGCUUACAGUAGUCCUACCCUUGUGGGGGCAAACAAAUCCUGGUUGAAGACCAAUGCAGCAACUUGAAGGACUUAUUAAAGUAAGAAGUUUAUUCCUAAUGGACCACAAUUUCAUUGCCUGCAGUUUGUUUCUGACCACAAAGAAACAUUCCCUCUAUUUGUGUCUCCAGUUAGCUUAAAUAUCCGGGAAGCAAUAUAUUUUCUAUCUUGGGAAUUUACCCUCCGUCUUGUUACAUCCUGGGACAUCCUGUCAAACGUUGCUGAUGUGUUUCUUGUUGUACAUAAUGUUAAAGUUUUACUUUUAACGGUAUAAUCUAAGGUGUUAAAUGUAAUUUAUUGCAGGGUCCUGGAAGAGAGACUUUUUUUUUUUUUUUUUUUUUGUAUGUGUACUUUAGGCGGUUUGAUCAAAGCGGCGGUUAGCAGUUAGCCUUGACUUGAAGCCUUGCGGUGAAUAAGCAGGAUUUAGCCUUGUUGUUCUAGAUGCUCCUGUUCUGUGCAGCCUUUUAUUGCUUGUUCCAGAAGGUGGUCAGCGGCAUGCUGACAUGCUGCUGUGAAGAGAAAAGGCACGAGCUCUUCUUAUAAUGUCUGACAUCCUGAAAAUAUCACCCGUUUGGCGGUGAGUGUAACGGCGUAACGUUCACGUCCAAAUGACGUCAGCUUCUUUGCAUCAUCUCAGCUCCGGUGGAAGAAGUCCACGCGUGAAAUGUUUGAGCAUCGCACUUCCAGUUCACUCACGCUUUCUUUGGCUCACGGGCUGCCCCUACUGAUGAGGAGUGUAGUCACUUUUAUGUUGCUGUGGUAAAUACAGUCAUUUCUUAUGAAAAAACACGCCCCGUGAAUGUAUGCGCAACAAAAACAAAACUCUGCACCAUUAUCACAUUGACAGAUCAUUGUAGCUUGUGGAAGGUGUGUACAGUGGAACCUUAAAUGAGACAUAUCGUCGCUGUCGGGCAGAAACCUCACAACUCCAAAAUGACUUACUUUUUAGUAAGUGAAGUGUAGUUUGCAGAAAUGAAUCUGCACACAAACGUUCUUACAUUCUGCACCAAAGCAUUCCAGAAAUCCAUUUUUUUUAAAACAGGCUUACUCAAAUGUAUCUAACCUAACUAUUUUCACUCGUUAUUGUCUAAAAAAAUCAUCCAGACUUUGAAUCUUGAGGGGACUUGAUGCUGAAUGUUUCCCCCACACUUUAAAUGUGUUGAUGAUGUGUAAAAUCAACAGACAACAUGAUCAAUAGUGUUGAUUUUUUAUUUUUUUUUAAUUUAAAUUGAUCAUAUUUGGAGAAACAAGGUUUCCACCCGACAACAAGGAUAUUAUGCUUCCCCCGCCGCAAUUAAAAACAGUCCCCAGGUAUUUUAUUAACAUUCCUGUGACAUGCUUUUAUCAAAAUACCCCAAGGAGCAAGAAUUAUAGCAGGCUUUAUGCACCGUGUUUCUUGUCUUUAACCCGUUUUUAGCUGCCAACGCUGUGGAAUACAACUGAGCAACUAGCCGCAGCCUGAGCCUUGCGACUACAGAGACAAAUACUAUUUCAAAACGCACAAUACUACCAAGGUUAUUUAUUUUACAUUCGUUUGAAUGUUGAGAAAGUUAAAAUUCUACUUUAAACCUGCGCAGUUCACGAAGGUAAAUUUCACAAAUUGGAACGGAUUGUGUUUGACAGUGCAGGUUCCACUCGACAAGCCCUGCAGACAUUUCUGAAGGCUAAAAAUAACGCCAACGCUAACACAACAUAAUAGGUUUCCACUAUUAUUAUGAUACCCUACUCAAGCCUGCUUAACAUCUCAACAAGAGAUGCUUUAAAAAUCUAUUUAAAUAGAUCUAUUUUUUUUCCCAGUAAAACAUUUAUUUGUCCUUGUAUUAGCCCCUAGCACUAAAAUGUUAGCGUGAUGACUCCACAAUUAACAUGCGGGCAUGUUAUUUAUUUUGUUGUCCGUGUACUUAAGAAGUUGAUCCCAUUCCAAAAUGUCCUUACAGAUUCAUUUACAUUGUAUACUGUACACUCUCUACGUAUCAUGACUGAGGCUGAAAAAAAUAAAUGCUUUGCUUUUAAAAUUAAUGUACAUUUGUCCCCCGCAGGCCACUAAAGAAUAUGCUGUAUGCGCCCCCCGCAAAACACGAUAUUCCGAAAUUAACGUCAGCGAUAUGCGGAACGUCACGUGACCAUACCCUGAAAACUACUUAGUGGACUUGCCGUGUAUGUUGCGAUAACUAGCAUAAAUAAAGGUUAAUGACAUGAUGGCUUGGAUGACGCAACGUGCGAAAGUAGUUGUGACAUGAAUUUCAGUCGACAGCAGAGGGGGGGAUAUUGCCCAACAUGGCGGCUCCCUGAGAGCCGCCAUGUUGGGCGAGAUGGAUUUAUUUAUUAAUCUGUUUUAAUUCUUAUUCUGCGAGCGCAAUAUUAAUCAGAAUAUUGUGUUUAGACCAUAGGGGGCACAUGCAAUAUAUUCUUCAAGUUCCCCUUUCAAUUAAUAUGUAUGGUUUUGUUUUAUUUGUGUAUCAUUGAUUCAUUUUACAUACACAUUUUAACUUUUUUUUGGGUCACCUCAUCGACAAAUGACGUGGCCCAUCUGUCUUUAAAAAAUCAAACUUGGCUCUUGAGUAUACCAUAUCUCACAUAUCAUUCGAAUCAAUAGUACAGAAUCGUUUGUGUUUUGAGCAAGGGGAAUUAUGAAUACAUAUCUCACAUUUCUUGUGCUUCAACAUGUUGAUUCUAGCAUAGCAAAAGUAGAAAUGCAUGGUUGUGAAUGACUACAACAUAGCCCAUCGGACUUUUGUCCUGCAUUCCAAGUGGAUGAAAGCACAAUUGUUGUUAACACAUUCACUGCCAUUGACGGCUUUAGAAGUCAAAUAUCCAUGUUAACGGGGAAGGCUGGCAGUGAAUCAGUUAAGUGUCCAUCAGUUUCACUUCCAUGAUCAUUAUUACGUGUAGGGUGCCACCAUUGUUUACGAGCACAUAUUUUGGCCUUGUGUAGCACACGAACACCGUUUCAACAUCCGCAUUGGAGGACAGGCAGCGGCCUCCGUCCCGAUUGCCUACACCGCUCCAACCCUGUCGUGCCUCAACGCAGCUUUUUUGUUUAGCCAGACGCUGACAGUGGAAACUCUCCUGUUGCCUUUUUUCGGCGAAGACAGCCGCACGUCUCUUUAAGACAGGACCUUGAGAAAGAAAAAAAACUCGGUCUUAGCUACAGCUCCUAACGACCACCCUCGUUCUCACUCCGAUGCUGUAAAUUGAACUCUUAAGUGUUAACAGGACGAAGGAUAGUACAAAUCUUGCCUGUGUACCUUACUUUAGCUCCUUUUAUGCCUUUUACUUGUAUUUAUUUAAGCUAUGUUUGAGUCUUGGCAUAGAAAGUCUGCUGGGUCUAUUUAUUUGUAAUAUGUUGAAGGAAUAAAUUAAUGUAAAACUAAAGGGAGGGGAGGGGAGGGGAGGGGGGGGGGUACUUGUUCCCAACAAGUGAAGUUUGUCACUGGUUUGUCCCACCCGCCUGCCAGCUUUUCAUUGGCUCAUCAUCGUCACUGCUCGUGAUUUUUGUUGGACAACAGACUGACCACUGUGAUUGUUCAGCGAGAGGAAAGUGCAGCUUCUUGUCGGUGUAAAGGGGAACACAAAGUUUGUUUGGCGCGCAUUAUAGCAGAGCAGGGGUCACCAACCUUUUUGAAAGUGAGAGCUACAUCUUGACUAUCAGUUUGAUGCACACAUCUGAAAUACACUGGUGCCUUGAGAUACGACUUUAAUUUGUUCCGUGACCACGCUCUUAACGCCAAAGAGUCAAAUCACAAAUCAUCUUUCCUGACAAUUAAAUAGGAUUAAAGGAAGAGUUUUUGCCACAUAUUUCGUUCUGUUUGCAUUUGUGUAUAUCAUUUUUGCUUCAUUCAAUGGACAUUGUGCUGCUCCUCCUGGUGUGUGUGCCUUGGAAAACCUGGGGGCAGUUUGAUAUAGACAUAGAAACACAUGAAGAACUUCACAACUGACUCGGUAAGCUGCAGUAAUAUUAUUCAUUUUCACAAAAGAUAACGAAAAUAUACCAUGAGUGUUGUUAUAUUAUCUGUCUACACGUGUUGCUCCACCAUUUGUGUUGAAGUAUCCAUUUCUUAAAGGGUUAUAACACCGCGAUACUGAUGCUAAUCGAUAGCACAUCUAUGGCAUUUUUCAUUAUUUGGUUGUUUUUUUUAUUUGGUUGUUUCGAAUACACAGCUGCAGUAUGUCACGCUUAUCUCAAGGCACCGAUGUAUCGAAUGAGGGUAAAUCAUCUCAUUGUCGUUGCACCUGCUUUCUUGACUCCACGAGCGAGUUUGUUUGGGCAUUUGCUACAAUACUGACCUUUGAACUAUACGUUUUUUUUUUAAACUAUUGUCAUUUCCAAAUGUACACCAGUGCUAGUGUGAUUUUAAAAAUAAUAGCAACAUUAUCAAAAUGUGACGCAUCUCACUGGUAAGCUGUUAAUUUAGAACAGGCCCAGCGACUGUUCAUGCCGUCGUCGGGGGCUACCUGGUGCCCGUGGGCACCAUGUUGGUGAACCCUGUGGCAGAGAGUACUUUAUUGUGGCAUCCACUGUGGGAUCAAUUCGGCCAGGCUGGAAAAAAAAAAGACAAAAAAAAACAAAAAACAAUAAAAAGAUAAUUGUAGCAAUUAUUUUUGUAAUAGUUUUAGUAGUAGUAAUAAUAAUUAUUACAGUAGUAGUACCACUUAGGACAUUAUAUGAUAAUUAAAAAAUGCAAUGAUAAUAUUUUCGGUGAUUAUUGGUAUUGUUAUUUCCUAAUCAUUUGAUUACUAUUAGGAAUAAUAAAUAUUAUGAUAUGAGAAUAAAGUCAUAUUAGGGAGAAAAAACUUCCAAUAUUCCCUGAAUAAGGGGUUAGGGUUUUUUUAUUUUUAGAAGAAAAAAAUACAUUUUAUUUUUUAAAAUAUUUUUAUUCAAUAUGUAAGUUUUUCCACGUUCGUUUCUCAUAUUUUUGUCGUAAUAGUAUUGUUUACAAAGGAAAAAGAAUUAGAUAAACCCAAUGUUAGAGAGUGGAAGAAUUUUCAAAAAAAAUUCUUACGAGAAAAAGUUUGCAACAGUACAAAAAUAUUCUUAAAUCUUAACAUUCAAACUUCAUUAUGGUUAAAUUCAGACUUUUUCCUUGGAAAAUUAGAGGUUUUUCUUGUAAUAUUACCAGAAAAAAAGUCUUACAGAGCUGAAUGUAAUAUUAUGGCAGUGUGAAGAAAGAAAAUGAAAAGAAAAUGUCAUGAGCAUAUCAUAGUCUUACCAGGAAAAAAGUUGAGUUCAUUCGGAGAACAAAGUUUAAAUUUUAUUCUUAGUUUUGACUAAAUAAUAUACAGCCGCAUUUCAGACUUGUCAUAGAUUAACUUCAUUUUUAUAUUCUGACUUUUUUCAUAAAUAUUUUUACAUUCUACUUCAUAAAAUUGCAAUGUUUUUCUAGUAAGAUUCCCACUUUUUUUCUUGAAAAAAAGCAACUUUUUUUCUCUUAAAAAAUUAAAAGUUUUUCUCAUCAAAUUACACAUUUUUCUUGGAAAAAAUAACUUUCAGAAUAUCCUUUCUGAUAACGAUUUCUUCUCCUAAUAUCACUGUUAUUGUCCAAUUUUUGUCCUCUUAAAAGUAUUUCACACAAUAUUCUUGUAGCGUUUGUUUUUUUUGUUUUUUUAACUUUCAGUCUGGCUCGAAUACUCCUUCAUAUGAGCGGUGAAUGCACUUUAGAGGAGAGUUUUGUAAUAAUCUAUGUUUUGGGGUCUGUUUAUGGUCAGUGUAACUGCAUGUCCCCUCCUCAAUGCACACUCACUACAACCUCAAGUCUUACUUUUGUACAUAAUGAAGUAAAUACAGUAAAAGGGUUUAGUUUUCUGCGGGAGAGGCAGGCUGAAGAUGAGAAAAUGUUUGAUUUAUAAAUAACUUCACAAUUCCAAUUCAGUGUUGUUCUUGGAAUGCCGCCUUUCUGCUUCGUCACACGUCGAUCUUGUGUUCUUUUGGCUGCUUGGACGUUUCAAGUGAGGUCAAUCUGUUAUUGGGACUUGCUGGCCAAUCACAAACUCUUUUUUGUAUCCCCGCCCCCUUGGAUUUUUUGGACUCAUUUGGCGUUCUGCUCGUAGAACUGUACAAAAUAAUACUGUACUCUGAGGACGAACAUGUUUGGAAAGAAUUUGCAGCCAAUGUUUGUACACAAAUGUUAAAAUAAAAU
Messenger RNA from Phycodurus eques (leafy seadragon), 11450 nucleotides. It is a transcript of the gene bcr, whose product is annotated as BCR activator of RhoGEF and GTPase. Gene Ontology annotation, cellular component: membrane. Gene Ontology annotation, molecular function: GTPase activator activity; guanyl-nucleotide exchange factor activity; protein serine/threonine kinase activity. The transcript has 23 exons. Lineage: Eukaryota; Metazoa; Chordata; Actinopteri; Syngnathiformes; Syngnathidae. The record is from RefSeq and is a predicted model, not a curated record. Bases 717 to 4814 code for a protein of 1365 amino acids. Gene Ontology annotation, biological process: positive regulation of GTPase activity; protein phosphorylation; intracellular signal transduction.